Morus notabilis is the source of this 967-nucleotide messenger RNA. Its product is annotated as pectinesterase inhibitor 7. Gene Ontology annotation, biological process: negative regulation of catalytic activity. The transcript has a single exon. Gene Ontology annotation, molecular function: enzyme inhibitor activity. The record is from RefSeq and is a predicted model, not a curated record. NCBI's taxonomy places the organism in Eukaryota, Viridiplantae, Streptophyta, Magnoliopsida, Rosales, Moraceae. The coding region runs from base 141 to 788 and encodes 215 amino acids.
UUGAGGGACCCACCAAUGGAACGAGAAUAACAAGGAAUUAGCAUAAUAUAUAUACGUAUAGAAACUUCCACACACAUUCAUUUCAUACCGUGUGACCACCACUCGUAUCCAUACCGAUACCGGAUCUCUCCAAAUCAGAAAUGGCAAGACUUGGCAUCUCACUCCUCCUCUCAACCCUUGUAGUCCUGAUCAUGGCAGCUAAUGUGGCGAAAUCUACCAAUACAAUCUCCAGAUCAGUCAACACAAAGUCAUCAACCCCCACAAAUUUCAUCAGAGCGUCAUGCAAAACCACAUCCUACCCUGCACUCUGCGUCCAGUGCCUCUCAGCCUUCGCAAAGCAGAUCCGACGAAGCGAGCGACAACUCGCGCAGACCGCCCUAACGGUGAGCCUCUCCAGGGCAAGAUCAGCUUCACACUUGGUGUCAAAGAUGACCAGGGUCAGAGGGAUCAAGCCAAGGGAGUACCAAGCCGUGAAGGACUGCAUAGAGAACAUGGGGGACACCGUUAACACGCUUAGCCACUCGGUUCGGGAGCUCGGCCAAGUGGGGCAGCAGGACUUUGUGUGGCACAUGAGCAAUGUCCAGACAUGGGUUAGCGCUGCUCUGACUGACGAGAACACUUGUCUUGAUGGCUUUUCUGGGCGUUUCAUGGAUGGGAAUGUCAAGGCCGCUAUAAGGAGAAGAGUGGUCAAUGUUGCUCAAGUCACUAGUAAUGCUCUUGCCUUGGUUAAUCGCUUUGCUUCCAAACACAGGCCUAAUUCCAUGCCUGCUCAUCAUGAACGGCCUUGAUUACAUUCAAAAUACUACUUUUUCACUACUACUAUUAGUUAGAUUUUUAAAUCUGACUUCAUAUGUAUGACUAUAUAGAGUGAGGCGAUCUUAUGUAAUCUGGUUUGUGUUUUUUUAUUUUGAUGUGAACGUGUAACAUACUUUAAGUCUUGAAAUUAAGUAAGCUUUUUGUACCGAGG